UAUUUUCAAUGAAUUUAUAAAGUGACAAGUGAAAAAAGGAAUUUUCAACAUCUGUUGAUUCUUCGAUAUAUCAUUUUUUCAUUAUGUGAAUAUUAUGCGCGUUGAAGAGAAAUAUUCAUUUUUUUUUUUGAAGAUGAUGACAAAUCAUUUAGUGUUACUGUUCAAGGAAUGUUUAUAGAUAAUUUGUUCUAUAAAUAUCAAAACAAAACGCAGAGAGAUUUAAAUUUGGGUCGAGUGCACAUAGAUACCGCCCGGCUAGGCUAUUUUAAAAUUGCAUGAAUCUCGUAUUUUGACAUUUAUUACGUUUAAGCUGUUUUAUCUUCGACAAUUGAAAGAUUUAUCAUUUCGUGGAAAAGUUCAUUAGAAUUUUGACAUCAUGGGAAUCAUAUUAUCAAGAUUUCAUAAAAAGAAAACAACAAUUGAGAUUUUAGAGGAUCUCGAUAAGAAAAUUAAAGAAAUAGAAAAGUAUGGACAUGUCACAGAACAGAGACACAAAAAAAUUAUUGGAACUCUUAUUCUAUAUAGCGUAACACUUUAUAUUAUAACAGCCUUCAUCUUUUACUUCUGUUUCUUCCCUGCAUCGCUCUAUGAUCAAAUAUUUUACAUCAUUCCAUUGUUAAUUUUCCCAAUUUUAAUAUUGCUUACAAAGAAAAUGGUAACAUGGUAUUAUAAACGUAAAAUUUCUGAAAAUCAAGAGAAAUUAAGUAGUAUGCAAACAGAAAAAAAGAAUAUUUUAGAUGAAGUCAUAGAAAUUGAAACAUAUAGAAAAGCUAAAGAAAUUUUGCUAAAGUUUGCUCCAGAUGAAUUAAGAUUGACUCCUCCAACUUAUACAGCGUCAUCACCCGCAAAAAUUACCGAACGAUCUAGUACACCACAUAAUAUGUCCCAUGCAUCUCUUUCUGGGGAACUGAGAAGACGUGUAGUAACAAGUCAAAAUCAACCAUUAAAUGUGCAAAGUGGUAUGCCUGCUAACACUGGCCUUGUCCCAGUUGGCAUGACUCCCACUCAGAAUCCACCAAAUACUUCCUUCCAGAGUGCUCCAAAUACUCCAAUCCGGAGUUAUCGAACUUCUUUACCGCGUCCAAUAUUGCCGCGGCAAAGGUCUUACUUGGAUCGAUUGAUCGAUUAUCUUGUCGGAGAUGGUCCAUCCAAUCGGUAUGCAUUAAUUUGUCGGCAUUGCGAAUCGCAUAAUGGAAUGGCACUUAAAGAGGAAUUUGAAUAUUUUGGAUUCAGAUGUUGUUAUUGCAACUUUUGGAAUCCUGCAAGAAAACAGAAACCAUUUGCUCCAAAACUGGAAUAUAAUGUAACUUUUAAUAGCUCACUACCGACUGAAGCAAAUAGAGAAGAUGUAAAACUUCAGCAGACAGAAUCACCAAGUCCAUCUGAUACAGAAUCGGAUAUCGAAGUGCUCGAGCGGCCAACAGAAUCAUUGGAUGAAAUUGAACGUAUUACGGAAUCAAUAAAAGAUGGGCAUGUGUAUAAUGUAAUUAUCCUUUACAGAUCAACAAAUAUGCCAGAAUUAACUGAAAUUGACAAAGCUGCAAGCUCUGAACCUACAAAGGUUGAAGCAGCAGCAGCUCGAGUUGGAACAGAUACAGAUUCAGAUGACACUCUACCAGGCUUAGAUGAUGCUGGUGCUGGUAGUACAGUUGGUUUUCCAGGGACAACUGUCACUGGUCUUCCCAUGGACAUAGUUUCUAAAGCAAAACAAAGUCGUGGAGAGAAAAAAGCUAGAAAGUUAAUGAGCAAACUAGGAUUAAAGCCUGUACAAGGAGUUAACAGAGUAACUAUUCGUAAAUCAAAGAACAUUCUCUUUGUAAUCAAUAAGCCAGAUGUGUUGAAGAACCCAGCUUCAGAUACCUAUAUAGUAUUUGGCGAAGCCAAGAUCGAGGAUCUCAGUCAACAAGCUCAGGUAGCAGCAGCUGAGAAGUUCAAGGAGCCAUCAGCUAUUCCAGCAACUGAAGCUGGUGGUAGUACUACGAUCGUUGCACCGAUACAAGAGGAAUCAGAAGAAGAAGUCGACGAAACGGGCGUCACAGAAAAGGACAUUGACUUAGUAAUGUGUCAAGCCAAUGUGUCUCGAGGGAAAGCUAUUAAAGCUCUUAAAAAUAAUCAGAAUGAUAUUGUCAAUGCUAUUAUGGAAUUGACAAUGUGAUGAAGCUACUUAGCAGUAGGGUGUGCUACCUCGUAGCUCGCAUUGUGACAUCAUCUUAUUUUAUCAUCUGCGUCAUCAGGAAAAAACAUCAUCCUUCUUUUUGUCUCAUUACAUUGAAAGGAUUCAGCUCGAAUACUGAGAGGCCAGAGUUUGCACGGAGACCGUGAUGCUUGUCUCAAAAAUCCACAUGUAUAUACAUAAUUCAUAUGAAAAAAAAAAAAAUAAAUAUACUA
Molecule: messenger RNA, 2388 nt
Organism: Eufriesea mexicana
Lineage: Eukaryota; Metazoa; Arthropoda; Insecta; Hymenoptera; Apidae
Product: nascent polypeptide associated complex protein alpha subunit
Exons: 13
Coding region: 377-2155 (592 amino acids)
Cellular component (GO): nascent polypeptide-associated complex
Source: RefSeq, a predicted model, not a curated record